CAACACCUUUACCCCAAAAAAGACCUCCACCUCAGGACUGAACCAUUGUACAUCACACAUAGCUAUUUGGAAGGGAAAAAACGACACUAUUGUUAUUAUUAUUAAUAUUAUUAUCAUUAAGGAAUGCCUCUGGUGUCAAAUGAACGCAUUAAGGUAUUGAGAUGUCGUUUUGGGUCUACUGUAACUCCUGCUUUCUCUCCGCCGCUGCUGACCGUCAGCUGGCCGUCACCACCUGUGGUCAUGUCAUCUGCAGUGUCUGCUACCAGAAAGGCAAACAAAAAAACUGUUUAAUAUGCAGCAGCCAGUGCCAAAUAUCCCCACUUUCUGACAAAAGCAGCUCUGAAGUGAAGACUUUGUUCUCAGACAUCAACGUCGUGACGACUAAGCACUUGACGGAAAUCAGCAAAGUGAUAUCGUUCCAGUCAAGACACCAGAGAAAGCUGCUGACUCACUACAAGAAAAGAAAUGAAAAACUGGAAGAAACAUUCGUGAAAAUGAAGCAAGAAAUGCAGAAGAUGGCAAAGAAGCUGAAUGAACAGAGUGUCUACAUUGCUAAGAUGGAAAAGUCCCUUCAGCAUCAAAGCGCCAUGGCGCCGCCUGUGUCACAGAUGAGCCGCGCCUCCUACUCUGCACACGUGCAAAAACCGGCCCUGCAGAUUCCAUACAACUCCCCAGCUCCCCUCCUACGACACUUCCCAGCAACUAACAUCCAUGAAAACACUGAAGUGGAUGAAAUGAGUCUGUUCAGGAAACCCAACUCUGUUUCCAGACUGUCAGUUAACAAGCCCCCCCAGGAUGGACGAAUGGGCGCCGUCUCCAGCAGACCGUCCAGCCAAAACAUGCCGGGCUUCCACAGCAGCCAAUCCCCCUCAGUCAGUCGCUUUCAGGGAGCCCCUUUAACCCCAGAGCUGUCAGCAUUCAACCACAGGUCUGCAUGGACGUCUCCCAUCUUCAAGCCUUCAUCCUCCUUCAGAGGCUCCAUGUCGUCUCUAGUCUGUCCAUCUCCCUGACAAACACUCAGUAACUGUCAGGAGGUUUGCAGAUGUUCAUGAUUUUCCCCCCAUUCUCCGUCUGUGUGUUGGUCCUAAUCUCCCUUUAACGUGUUCAGCUAGACCCCUGAAAUGUAUGGUCAAAGCACUGUCUAUGAAUGUAUUAUACCAGUCUGCAUAUAUUCUGAGAAGAAUUAUUUCUAAUUAAAUGAUUAUUUGAUGGAGAAAGA
Oryzias latipes (Japanese medaka) is the source of this 1219-nucleotide messenger RNA. RefSeq names its product ring finger protein 212 (gene rnf212). Gene Ontology annotation, molecular function: SUMO transferase activity. Gene Ontology annotation, cellular component: synaptonemal complex. Gene Ontology annotation, biological process: homologous chromosome pairing at meiosis; reciprocal meiotic recombination; protein sumoylation. The record is from RefSeq and is a predicted model, not a curated record. NCBI's taxonomy places the organism in Eukaryota, Metazoa, Chordata, Actinopteri, Beloniformes, Adrianichthyidae.